AUGGGAGCAACUACAAGGAAUGGAAAUGUGAGAUUGAUCUUUUUGUCUGCUAUGGUGAUGAAGAUUGGCAUGCCUACUGAGCCUACUGAAGAAUCCACGGAGGAAUAUGUCAAGGAUCAUGAGAAGUGGAAGAAAGCUAACAGGCUUGCUAUGUUGUUGAUCCAGAGAUCCAUGACUAAAACUGUCAGAGGAGGGAUUCCAGAAUGUGUCACUACAAAAGACUAUUUUGCUGCCAUUCAUGAGAAGUUUAAAGAGUCAGGGACGGCUCAAACUGGAAGCCUCCUAACCAGUUUGACCAAUAUGAAAUACGAUGGUGCUGGGAGUGUUCGAGAGCAUAUUCUGAAAAUGGGCAUUGCUAACAAGCUUGGAGAUCUAGUUGUGCCUCUAAAUAAUCAGCUGUUAGUCCACAUGACUCUUAAUUCCUUGUCAUCUAAGUACGAGCAGCUGAAAAUUAGCUAUAACACUCAGAAAGAAAAAUGGACUAUCAAUGAUUUGAUUUCCAUGUGUCCAAGAGGAACAGAGAAUGAAUGA
Messenger RNA from Tripterygium wilfordii, 531 nucleotides. RefSeq lists its product as uncharacterized. NCBI's taxonomy places the organism in Eukaryota, Viridiplantae, Streptophyta, Magnoliopsida, Celastrales, Celastraceae. Bases 1 to 531 code for a protein of 176 amino acids. The record is from RefSeq and is a predicted model, not a curated record. The transcript has a single exon.